Carica papaya (papaya) is the source of this 2480-nucleotide messenger RNA. RefSeq names its product Protein kinase superfamily protein. NCBI's taxonomy places the organism in Eukaryota, Viridiplantae, Streptophyta, Magnoliopsida, Brassicales, Caricaceae. The record is from RefSeq and is a predicted model, not a curated record.
ACUGCCUAUUCAAUCGCCAUCUGCUACUCAAAACGUGGCAAAUUUUCUCAAAUCUCUGCGCACCUUUCCCUUCCUCUCUUUCAUACCGGCAUUUUUUCAGACAGUUUCUGUGCAUAAGCUGUAGACCUGUCUAUGGGGUUGAUUGAGCUGCCCUACACAGUCAGAUAGAUGAGUUCUUCUUUUAGCCAAUGAGGAAUGUCUCUGUAAUUCUCAAUCGUCACCGCCAUCUAAGUCUGCUCUUCAUACCUCUACGCCAUGGCAAUCCCAUUGAGUCUAUCUUGUGCAAAUGUAAAUCACCAGGGUGCCCAAAGGCUGGCGAGGUUGCAAGGAGAAAUGAUACUUGGUUUCCUUUGUCCUCGUUGCAGAAAAAUUUAUAUUCAACAGGUUUCAGCAGUGUUCAUGGCGAAAGGCCUACUGCAGACUACGCAAAAUUGAGAAGGGAAUCCCUGGAAAAUGAAUUUGGGCAUGCUCUUGGAGUUAAUACUUCCAAGAGUAUAUCAGUUGUCUAUCGUUUUGGUCCCUUUUUGGCAUUGUAUAGAGCGGCAAUUAUUUCGUUCCACGUGUUGAAGCUCACUGUCUGGCAAUUGUUUCUUCAGGACAUAAGAAAGCGAGCAAUCAAGUUCCGCGAAACUCUUAUCCGCUUGGGUCCUUUCUUUGUCAAGCUUGGACAGGCCCUGAGCACUAGACCAGAUAUAUUGCCGACUGUAUAUUGUCAGGAGCUUGCAAAGUUACAGGAUCAAAUGCCACCAUUUCCAACUUCUGUUGCAAUAGAUUCUAUUGAAAGCCAGUUGGGUAUUCCAGUCUCACAAAUUUUUGCUGACAUCAGCCCAGAGCCAACUGCAGCAGCGUCUUUAGGCCAAGUGUAUAAAGCUCAUUUGCAUUCUGGGGAGCUUGUAGCUGUUAAAGUCCAGAGGCCAGGUAUGUCGCUUACGUUGACUCUUGAUGCCAUGUUAUUCCAUAUGAUCAGCGGCCAAUUGAAGCGAUUUGCCAAUGCCCAUAAGGACCUCUUGGUAGCUGUAAAUGAGAUGGUAAGGCACAUGUUUGAUGAAAUUGAUUACAUCUUAGAGGCAAAAAAUGCUGAGCGAUUUGCUUCUCUGUAUGCUACUGAUCAAACAGAUAAUCAACAAGCUGCAGCUGGUCCUAACCUCAAAUAUCAGAGAGCAAACAUCAUUAAGGUGCCAAAAAUAUAUUGGAAUCUUACAUGUGAAACUGUGCUUACAAUGGAGUGGGUUGAUGGAAUCAAACUCACUGAUGAAAUGGGCCUGAAGAAGGCUUCUUUGGACCAAAGGAAAUUGAUUGAUCAGGGUUUAUACUGCUCUUUGAGACAGCUGCUGGAGGUGGGAUUUUUCCAUGCAGACCCGCAUCCAGGAAAUCUUGUUGCUACUUGCCGUGGUUGUCUUGCUUAUUUUGACUUUGGAAUGAUGGGAGACAUUCCUCGUCAUUAUCGCGUUGGACUUAUUCAAAUGCUAGUGCACUUUGUUAAUCGUGAUUCUCUGGGUUUGGCAAAUGACUUUCUUUCUUUGGGAUUUAUUCCUGAAGGGGCUGAUAUACAAUCAGUUUCAGAUGCACUGCAAGCAUCCUUUGGUGAUAGGAGCAGACAAUCUCAAGAUUUCCAGGGAAUCAUGAACCAAUUAUAUGAUGUUAUGUAUAGAUUUAACUUGUCUCUGCCCCCUGAUUAUGCCCUGGUCAUAAGGGCACUUGGUUCAUUGGAAGGCACAGCCAAAGUUCUAGAUCCUGAUUUCAAGGUAGUUGAAAGUGCAUAUCCAUUUGUUGUUGGAAGGCUCUUAGCAGACCCGAGCCCUGAUAUGAGAAAAAUUUUGAGGGAGCUUCUCAUCCACAAUAAUGGAUCCAUAAGGUGGAGUCGGCUAGAGCGCCUUGUAGCAGCAAUAUCUGAGCAGGCUUCUGAAUCAUCUGGAGAGCUACCUGAUGCUGAUUGUUCUUCAAAAGUUGGAGGAUGGAAAUCAUUUGAUGUGCGCACUGUUGUUUCUGCCACAGAGGAUCUUUUAUUAUUCAUUCUUUCUGAAAAGGGUCAGAGAGUACAGGUUUUCCUCCUUCGGGAUAUAAUUAGAGCAACUGAUAUUUUUCUACAGGAUGAAGUCUUUGGUUGCUCUUUAACUGAGGAAGUUGAUGCAAAGGAGACAUUGAACUCACAGGAACGAACAUCAGAAAGGGUAAUCAAAGGGUUCCAGUACCUAUGUCAAGCGAUGAAGUUGGGUCCUGAGAUGUGGACAGCAAUGUUUAUUCGCAUGGCAUUGAAGCCUGAGGUUCAUAGAUUUACUUUAGACAUAAUUUCUGCCUUGCACAUGCAUUUUAGCCACAAGUUUCCCGAGACUUUCUGGAUUUGUAUUUCUAGACAGCUACACAAAUUGACAAAAAGAAAUAGAUCUGAUGUUACAUAAUCCGGGGAAUCCAAAAAUAUUCUUUUGAUUUUUCAUCCAAAAAUGUACUUUUUUAUUGGAGGUAAUCAUUUACUAUAGAAA